Otolemur garnettii (small-eared galago) is the source of this 1830-nucleotide messenger RNA. It is a transcript of the gene RTKN2, whose product is annotated as rhotekin 2. The record is from RefSeq and is a predicted model, not a curated record. The transcript is spliced from 12 exons. Lineage: Eukaryota; Metazoa; Chordata; Mammalia; Primates; Galagidae. Bases 1 to 1830 code for a protein of 609 amino acids. Gene Ontology annotation, biological process: hemopoiesis; positive regulation of cell population proliferation; signal transduction.
AUGGAGGGGCAGACCCUGAGGGGGCCCGAGCUCGCCCAGGCCGGGCUUCCCACCCAGCAGGGCUGCAGCAUUCAAGAAAAAAUAGACUUAGAAAUUCGAAUACGAGAGGGAAUAUGGAAACUUCUUUCUCUGAGCACUCAAAAAGACCAGAUUUUACAUGCAGUUAAGAAUCUCAUGGUGUGCAGUGCACGGAUAAUGGCUUAUACAUUGGAGCUACAAAAAUCAGAAGAGCAAAUUACAAAUCAGACUGGAAGAUGUGAUGUGACUUUUGAAAAUAAAGAGCGAACAGCAUGUAAAGGAAAGAUUGCCAUAUCAGAUAUUCGAAUACCACUAAUGUGGAAAGACUCUGAUCACUUCAGCAAUAAAGAACGAUCUCAGCGCUAUGCCAUUUUUUGUUUAUUCAAAAUGGGAGCUGAAGUUUUUGAUACUGACAUGGUGAUUGUGGAUAAAACAAUCACAGAUAUAUGUUUUGAAAAUGUAACCAUAUUUAAUGAUGCAGGACCAGACUUUCAGAUAAAGGUGGAAGUGUAUAGUUGCAGUACAGAAGAAUCUUCCAUAACCAAUACACCAAGAAAACUAGCUAAGAAACUUAAAACAUCUAUAAGUAAAGCCACAGGAAAGAAAAUAAAUUCAGUGCUUCAAGAAGAGGAUCAUGAAACAUGCUUGCCCUUCAGUUCUGCUAUUUUUGGUGUAAAGUAUAAUUUGCUUGCUCAUACUACCCUAACCUUGGAAAGUGCAGAGGAUAAUUUCAAGACUCACAAUCUGUCUAUUAAUGGAAAUGAGGAGUGUUCAUUUUGGCUUCCCCUCUAUGGCAACAUGUGCUGCCGAUUAGUUGCCCAGCCAGCCUGUAUGGCUGAGGAUGCAUUUGCAGGAUUUCUGAAUCAGCAGCAAAUGGUAGAAGGUCUGAUUACUUGGAGAAGGCUAUAUUGUGUCUUGAGAGGGGGUAAACUCUAUUGUUUCUAUAGUCCAGAAGAAAUUGAAGCUAAAGUGGAACCAACUUUGAUAGUGCCUGUUAAUAAGGAAACCAGAAUUCGGACAGUGGAUAAGGAUUCAAAAAAAAUACUCCAUAAUUUCUCUGUCAUCAACCCUGUUGCUGGACAAGCUGUAACUCAGAUUUUUGCAGUUGACAAUAGAGAAGAUAUUCAGAAGUGGAUGGAAGCCUUUUGGCAGCAUUUCUUUGAUCUUAGCCAAUGGAAGCAUUGUUGUGAAGAACUUAUGAAAAUUGAGAUUAUGUCACCACGGAAACCACCUUUGUUCUUGACAAAAGAGGCGACCUCAGUCUACCAUGAUAUGAGCAUUGAUUCACCUUUGAAACUAGAAAGUUUAACUGAUAUAAUACAAAAAAAAAUUGAAGAGACAAAUGGACAGUUCCUUAUCAGUCCGCAUGAAGAAUCUUUACCACCUCCUUGGGCCACAAUCUUUGAUGGUAAUCAUCAAAUGGUCAUCCAGAAAAAGGUUUUGUCUCCUGCAGGCGAGCAGUUACAUGAUGGGAAAGGGAAAAAAAGACGAGCUCCCCUUCCCCCUUCUGAUAAGCCUCCAUUCAGCUUAAAAACACAGAGCAACACAAAUCAAUUUGUUAAGGACAACUGGGGAAAAACAAGUACAUCUCAGACCUCACCUUUGGAAACCAAACUAUCAACCCUAAUGCAUCACUUACAGAAACCAAUGGCUGCUCCUCGAAAACUUCUUUCUGCCAGGAAAAACAGUUUAACUGAUGGUGAGCACACAGACACUAAAACCAAUUUUGAAGCCAAGCCAGUGCCAGCUCCAAGGCAGAAAUCCAUCAAAGACAUUUUGGACCCUAGAUCGUGGUUGCAGGCGCAAGUGUAG